CGGAGGAGGAGGCGGCGGCCGAGGCGGAGGGACGACCCGGCCCCACGCCCGCCCGCUCGCGCGCCCGCCCGUGGCCUCGCGUCCGCCGCUGCGCUCGGGAGCGCUGCCGGUCGGAGGGGAGAGCCGGCUGGGGCGCCGAGGGAGGAAGGACGGGGCGGCGGGGCGCCUUCGCGGAGUGAGCCGGCCGGAGCUCGAGGCUCGGAGCCGCGGCGGCUUCGGAGAGUGUUUGGAUUUAAGAACUCUGUUCUCAGGACCCCUUAUUUUACCAUUUGGAAGAGACACAUUCAGAAGAUACUCACUAGGUUGAAGGAGGAGGAGCGGGGAAUCUGAAGACUCCAGAUGACAUCAGAGCUACUUUUCAGCAGCCUUCUCAGUUUCCUUUCUCAGAAAGCAGAGACUCAUAUCUUAGAGACAAUGUGCAACGUCUUUAGCAGAAGAUGCUUUAAAGCAAACAGUGCAUAAAGAUCUUGUCUUCAAAGAUUGGGAACAUUUUUAAAACAGAGUGUACCCGAACACUGAUAUUUACAUUUAUUGGAGAACAAAAGAUGAAGAAGGAGAAGCAGUGCACUCACUAAGGACUGUCUGCUGCUGCUGCCCGCCUGUGUGUUAAGGAAUUCUGCUGCUGCUGCUUGCCUGGGAGUUGAUCAGCUCUGCAGUCGGACUGCAUUGGAGUCUGCCUGCCUUUUAUCUCAUCAUUGCCAGCAGAAAUCCGCGUCGCAAUGUAACAGUACAUCUCUGUCUAAUUACUAUGGAAGGUGAUAAACUGACACUCACUUCUUAAAGUUACAUCUCAUUCACCCACAGAAAACCAUCUUUAAAGUGAAUAGAAACCAAGCCCUUGUGAACACUUCUAUUGAACAUGACUCAUGGAGAAGAGCUUGGCUCUGAUGUGCACCAGGAUUCUAUUGUUUUAACUUACCUAGAAGGAUUACUAAUGCAUCAGGCAGCAGAGGGAUCAGGUACUGCCGUCGACAAAAAGUCUGCUGGGCGUAAUGAAGAAGAUCAGAACUUUAACAUUUCUAGUAGUGCGUUUCCCACCUGUCCAGGUAAUGGUCCAGUUCUCAAUUCACAUGCGUAUCAGGGAUCUGGCAUGCUGCAUCUCAAAAAAGCCAGACUACUGCAGUCUUCUGAGGACUGGAAUGCAGCGAAGCGGAAGAGGCUGUCUGAUUCCAUCGUAAAUUUAAACGUGAAGAAGGAGGCUUUGCUGGCCGGCAUGGUUGACAAUGUGCCUAAAGGCAAACAGGAUAGCACAUUACUGGCCUCUUUGCUUCAGUCGUUCAGCUCCAGGCUGCAGACUGUUGCUCUGUCACAACAAAUUAGGCAGAGCCUCAAGGAGCAAGGAUAUACCCUCAGUCAUGACCCUUUAAAAAUGGAGAAAGAUUUAAGGUGCUACGGUGUUGCAUCAAGUCAUUUAAAAACUUUGUUGAAGAAAAGUAAAGCUAAAGAUCAAAAGCCUGAUACCAGUCUCCCUGAUGUAACUAAAAACCUCAUCAGAGACAGGUUCGCAGAGUCGCCUCAUCAUGUUGGGCAGAGUGGAACGAAGGUCAUGAGUGAACCUUUGUCGUGUGCGGCCAGAUUGCAGGCUGUUGCGAGCAUGGUGGAGAAAAGGGCUAGUCCCGCCACUUCGCCCAAGCCUAGUGUCGCUUGUAGCCAGCUCGCUUUACUCCUUUCCAGCGAGGCUCAUUUACAGCAAUAUUCUCGAGAACAUGCUUUAAAAACACAAAAUGCAAAUCAAGCAGCGAGUGAAAGACUGGCUGCUAUGGCCAGGUUACAAGAAAAUGGCCAGAAGGAUGUCGGCAGUUUCCAGCUCUCAAAAGGAGUGUCAGGCCAUCUUAACGGUCAGGCUAGAACAUCAUCAAACAAACUAAUGGCUAGCAAAGGUACAGCGUUUCCAAGUCCUAUGGGUAUCGUUCCUUCCUCCCCCAAAAAUGCAGGCUAUAAGAACUCACUGGAAAGAAACAAUAUAAAACAAGCUGCUAAUAACAGUUUGCUUCUACAUCUUCUCAAAAGCCAGACCAUACCUAAGCCAAUGAACGGACACAGUCACAGUGAGAGAGGAAGCGUUUUCGAGGACAGCAGUACACCUACAACUAUUGACGAGUACUCGGAUAACAAUCCUAGUUUUACAGAUGAUAGCAGUGGUGAUGAAAGCUCUUAUUCCAACUGUGUUCCCAUAGACUUGUCUUGCAAACACCGAAUCGAAAAGCCCGCACCCGACCAGCCUGUUUCUCUGGAUAACUUAACCCAGUCCUUGCUAAACACUUGGGAUCCGAAAGUCCCCGAAGUAGAUCUCAAAGAAGAUCAAGAUACCUCAAAGAAUUCUAAGCUAAAUUCACACCAGAAAGUAACCCUCCUUCAGUUGCUACUUGGCCAUAAGAAUGAAGAAAACAUAGAAAGAAACAGCAGUCCUCAGGAAGUACACGGCGAGGUGACGAAGUUCAGGACGCAGAAGUACAUGAGGACUUCUGUGAUAGAAAGCCCUGGUACCAAUAGGACUACCCCAGUGAGCACUCCACCGCUGCUUGCAUCCACCAAAGCAGAGUCUCCCAUCAAUCUUUCCCAACACUCACUGGUCAUCAGGUGGAAUUCCCCACCAUAUGCCUGUGGCCCCCAGUCCGAAAGGCCAACGAAUACUGCGUCUAACCACUUGAUGGACCUGACAAAGAGCAAAGAAUUGCAAGGAGAGAAACCAGUCCAAAAUGAAGGUGCACAAAACUCUGCAACUUUCAGUGCCAGUAAGCUGUUACAGAAUUUAGCGCAGUGUGGAAUGCAGUCUUCCAUGUCGGGGGAAGAGCAGAGACCCAGUAAGCAGCUGCUCGGUGUAAACACAGACAGACCUACAGGUGUGAUUGAUAGAUUAAACAGCCCUCUGCUCUCCAAUAAAACAAAUACAGCUGAAGAAAGUAAAGCGUUCGGCAGUCCGGCAACAGGUCCUGAGCCAGGACUCUCUGGUUCAGAAAUAGAAAAUCUCCUUGAAAGGCGCACUGUCCUCCAGUUGCUCCUGGGAAACCCCAACAAAGGGAAGAGUGAAAAAAAAGAAAUGGUUCCCUUAAGAGAUGAAAGCACUCAGGAACACACGGAUAGAGCUUUAAGUGAACAAAUCUUGAUGGUGAAAAUAAAAUCUGAGCCUUGUGACGACUUACAGACUCACAACACCAACGCACACUUGAGCCACGAUGCUAAGGACGCCCCGUUCUUGGGGAUGGCUCCUCCGGGGCAGAGAAGCGCUGCUGCCUUACCGGCAUCCGAGGACUUUAAAUCGGAGCCCAUCUCACCUCAGGAUUUUUCUUUCUCAAGGAACGGUCUGCUCAGUCGACUGCUGAGACAAAAUCAAGAGAGUUACCUGGCCGAUGACCUGGACACCAGUCAGAGAAAUAGUGAACUGACGCUUCUAGAGUCAAAGAAUCUUUGCAUGGCCCCUAAGAAAAGGAAGCUUUAUACUGAGCCCUUAGAAAAUCCAUUUAAAAAGGUGAAAAAUAACACAGUCGAUGCUGCAAACAGUCACAGUGCCCCGGAGGCACUGUACGGGUCCUUGCUUAACCAGCAAGAGCUGAAGUUGAGCCGAAGUGAUCUUGAAUUUAAAUAUCCUGCCAGUCACGGUUCAGCCAGCGAAAGCGAGCCUCGGAAUUGGGCCAGAGAGAGCAAAAGCUUCAAUGUUCUGAAACAGCUGCUUCUCUCAGAGAACUGUGUGAGAGAUCUGUCCCAGCACAGGAGUAACUCUGUCAUCGACAGUAAAAAGAAAGGACACAAAAAUAACGUGACCAACAGCAGGCCUGAAUUCAGCAUUUCCUCUCUCACCGGACUGAUGUGCAGUGCUGCCCAGCCCAGCAGCGGCAUGGACAGCAGGACAUUCCCGUACCCGGGAGCGGCAAAAACGCCUGCCAGCCCUCCUUUCCCCGAGCCCGUGGGCUGCACGGGGUCUCGACCCGAGUCUGGGCUUGUGAAUGGGUGUUCCGUGCCCAGUGAGAAGGGACCCAUUAAGUGGGUCAUCACAGAUGUGGACAAGAAUGAGUACGACAAAGACUCCCCUAGACUGACCAAAACUAACCCGAUCCUGUAUUACAUGCUCCAGAAAGGGGGCAGUUCUGUUACCAGUCGAGAAACACAGGACAAGGACAUUUGGAGGGAGCCUUCAUCUGCUGAAAGUAUCUCACAGGUUACAGUCAAAGAAGAGUUAUUUCCUGCUGCAGAAACUAAAGCUUCUUUCUUUAAUUUAAGAAGCCCUUAUAAUAGCCAUAUGGGAAAUAAUGCCUCGCGCCCACACAGCGCAAAUGGAGAAGUUUAUGGACUUCUGGGAAACAUGCUAACAAUAAAAAAGGAAUCAGAGUAAAAUGUACCUGCCAUCCAUCUUUGGAUCUUUUUAAAACUAACUAGUACGAACUUGAGAUCUGUAUAAAUAAGCGCAUGAUGUGAGAAACAAGCAUGGUAUAAUUGAAGCUUUUUUUAUUUUGAAAAGUAUUGGUUCCUGGUGGUGUUUAAGUCUGCAUACUCCUUUUUGCUUUAUGUUAAUGUCAUGAGGAAGCUACUGAACUAGCAACUGGUGGUUUAACACUUCUGUAUGCAUCAGACAACAACUGUGAGUAGCUAUGAAUGAUACUCUUUUAUAAUCACAAAUAACAGGCAUAAAUUAAAAGGUGAACCUCCAUCCACUGUGGAUUAAUGCAUUUUGCUGCCUUUAUUAGGGUACUUUAUUUUGCUUUUCAGAAGUCAGCCUGCAUAAUAUGUUUUUUAAGUCCCAAAUUGUUAAAUGAUAACUCUUUAAAGGAUAAUUAUUGAAUUAAAAAAACCCUAGUGCUGAUUCACUUCUCAUUCAGUUCAAAAACAAAUUAGAAAAAAAUAUGCUUACAUUUUUCACUUUUGCUAAAAAGAAAAAAAAAAUUAUUUUUAACUCUUGGAAGGGGUUUUAUGGUUCCCCAAAGUGUCUUUCCCACCCCAAUCGUUUUCAAUAUACUGUAUUUCUUUAAACCUUGUACUACUUAGUAAAAAUUGAUUACAGUUGAUGGAAAUUUGAUAGAUCCUUUAAAAAAAAAAAAAGGCGGAUUUCCAUUUUUGUAUUUUAACUACUUUACUAAAUUGAUAUUCCUCCUUUUACAGAAUUAGGAAAGUUAAUAUUUAUCUUCAGGUGGUUUCCUGAAUAGUUGAAUAUUUAAGAAGCUGUUUUUAACAGAAGCAAAAUGGCUUUUCUUUGGACAGUUUUCACCAUCUCUUGUAAAAGCUACUUCUUACCAUUUCUGUGGUACCUGUGAGUUUUAUGACCAGGGUUUCUUAAAGCUGGACUCAGACCACCUGCGCUAGAGUCAUCUGGAGCACUCAUUUUAAAAUGCAGGUUCUUAGGCAGCCUCUCAGCUCUCCAGAACAAGAAUCUCUGCUAAGUGGACCUGGGAAUCUUCCAUCUGCCUCUCAGCACACUCCCCAGGUGUUUCUUCUGCACACUGAAGUGUGGGAACCAUAGCUUAUGACUCUCAGAACACAGGACUGCAAACAGACUAUUUGAUGCCUGUAUUUUCCCCAGUACAGUCACACAUCAACUCAAAAUUUGCAGUAUUGUACUUCAUAUAUUACUGUUAUGUCUUUGGAAAUCUAGUUCAGAAUACUUUUUAUGACCAAAAAAUUGGGUGGAAGGGACAACGUUCAUAUCUGGCUCAACAUCUCAGGAAAAUCUGUGAUUAUUAUGUGUUCUAAAGAGUAACAUCUACUUAAUUAGCCUUAGGGAUGGAACAACAGGGCCACUUACCAAACUCAGGUGAUUCCAGGAUGGUUCGGAAACUCCUCCUGAAUAAUACAUCCUUAACUUCUAUUAAAACCAUCGUCCUAAGAACAGUGCUGACAAAGAUGAAAACAUUUAUUUCAAACCCAAGAAAGGCACUCAACUCAGACUGACUAAACGAAAAAGUACAAAGGGCACAUAUACAUGACAGAAUUGUACACAGUCACUCCAUCAGAUCUAUUAUUUUAAAGUAGUGCUUAAAGUACACAUUGAUGUGUUCUUGGAAGAACUUAAUAUAUUAUUGAGCCACAUGGCGUUUCUAUCUUGAAACAAGCCCAUGGUUUUCAGUUCAGUUUUUACAAUCCACAAUUCAUUCACCAGAUAUUUUUGGUUUUAAUUGUGAACCAGGUUAGCAACUGACCUGUCAAAAAAUUGUUAUAUAAUCAACUAUUAAUUAGAAGGAAAUCUAUUUGAAAUUGUUCUACUUGAAAUUGUUUCUAAGACUUUUAUACUUAAAAUAGGUGUUAUUUCCUAAUGUGAUCUAAAACCCUAAAUGAUUAUUUUUUUUUCUCAAAAUGAUUUGUAAAUAGUUACUGGAUAUAUUAUAAAAUAAUAGGAGUGACUAGUAUGCUACGUCACAAAGAGAUGAAGGCAUAUGCUUGUUCUGAAGUGAGAAUUCCACUGGCCGGUGAGUAGAUUCAACUCCAUCCCGUAUUUACUCUGUGACAAUCUUAUUGUCUACAUGAUAUAAAUUAGUUCUUAAACAAGUCAUUUUUUUUCUGCCACUGUGAAAGGUCUGGAACCUUAGAAGUAUGCUAGAAAAAAUUUUGGUAUUACCCUUUGGUUAAGGGAAAAUGGUCUUUUUUUAACAAGGGAGUGAAAUUUAGGUCAGGAAAAAGAUCACAGGCCAGCAUUGCUUUUUUGCUUGUUUCGUUGAUUGGUUGUUUUUGUUGUUAUUGUUGUCAACAGUUAAAAGAAAUGAAAGAUACAUGAUACAUAAAUAAAUGUGACCACAGAGAAAGCAGUUCUGAUUUACUAGAGAGUGUCCCCAAUUUGAGUUCAGUAUGAUUUUAAAGAAGAGCAGUGAGAAAGGGCGUACAUCCGUAAAUUCACUUUGUUUAUGGCUGUGUAGAUACAAGGAUGCACAUACACACAUUUUCAAGGACUGUUUUAGAUAUCUAGACAAUUCCUUCCCAAUAAAAUGAUUUGUGAAAGGGUACUACAGCUCUCAUUGACAUCAGUAAGAUAGCAUUACCUGUUCUCUGCUGCAUCUUACAGAAGAGUAAACUGGUGAGAGUAUAUAUUUUAUAUAUAUAUAUAUAUAAUAUGUAUAUAUAUAUAUUGACUUGUUACAUGAAGAUGUUAAAAUCGGUUUUUAAAGGUGAUGUAAAUAGUGAUUUCCUUAAUGAAAAAAUACAUAUUUUGUAUUGUUCUAAUGCAACAGAAAAGCCUUUUAAUCUCUUUGGUUUCUGUAUAUUCCAUGUAUAAGUGUAAAUAUAAUUGGACAGGUUUAAAAAUUGUGCAUGUAUGUAUACAGUUGCAAGUCUGGACAAAUGUAUAAAAUAAACCUUUUAUUUAAGUUGUGAUUACCUGCUGCAUGAAAAGUGCAUGGGGGACCCUGUGCAUCUGUGCAUUUGGCAAAAAUGUCUUAACAAGUCAGAUCAGAUGUUCAUCCCAACAUGACAGUAUUCCAUUUCUGGACACGGCUUCUGUGGUUUCAGCUUUGUGAAAGAACGUGCUUUGAAUCCAAGGGUCUUAAAACUUUUUAAGUCAAGUCAACCACUUUUCGUCAUAAAGAGUUCACACAGUACUUUCAUGAAUUUUUUAAUUCCAUUGGAAACAUAAUAAUAUACCAGGAGUAUUCCAGUAUCCUGGAAUAUAGGCGCAUUACCGUUCAUGGUAUGAAUUCUGGGGUUUACACAAGCAAUUUUGAUGCAAUCUGCUCAAAAGUAUGAUUUGUCAUUUUUAUUAGAAUUUAAUUUCUUCAUGUGAUGUCAUGAAACUGUACAUACUGCAGUGUGAAUUUUUGUUUUGUUUUUUUAAUCUUUUAGUGUUUACUUCCUGCAGUGAAUUUGAAUAAAUGAGGAAAAAAAAAUUGG
Molecule: messenger RNA, 7806 nt
Organism: Camelus dromedarius (Arabian camel)
Lineage: Eukaryota; Metazoa; Chordata; Mammalia; Artiodactyla; Camelidae
Gene: NRIP1
Product: nuclear receptor interacting protein 1
Exons: 5
Coding region: 860-4330 (1156 amino acids)
Biological process (GO): negative regulation of transcription by RNA polymerase II; cellular response to estradiol stimulus; circadian regulation of gene expression
Cellular component (GO): nucleus
Molecular function (GO): transcription corepressor activity; transcription coactivator activity; nuclear estrogen receptor binding
Source: RefSeq, a predicted model, not a curated record